Caenorhabditis elegans is the source of this 1252-nucleotide messenger RNA. RefSeq names its product Putative sarcosine oxidase (gene C15B12.1). The transcript is spliced from 8 exons. The record is from RefSeq and is marked reviewed. Gene Ontology annotation, molecular function: oxidoreductase activity, acting on the CH-NH group of donors, oxygen as acceptor; flavin adenine dinucleotide binding; oxidoreductase activity. NCBI's taxonomy places the organism in Eukaryota, Metazoa, Nematoda, Chromadorea, Rhabditida, Rhabditidae. Bases 41 to 1195 code for a protein of 384 amino acids.
UAAAACCAUACGAUUCAAUAUUUUAAAAUAAAUAACGAAAAUGUCUACGGAUUAUGAUGUUGUAGUUGUCGGAGCUGGUAUUUUUGGAUCGUGCACUGCAUACAAUUGCCAAAAAAUUGGACUCAAGACAUUGCUUCUCGAACAAUUUGAACUUGGUCAUAAAAACGGUAGUUCUCAUGGUAAGAGCAGAAUAACACGUUAUGCCCACACAGAAGUGGAGUAUGUUGAUCUUGUUGGCGACGCUUACAAUCAAAUUUUUGAGUUGGAGCGAAUCCGAGGAGAAAAACUCUGGAAGAAAACUGGCCUUCUCUGGGUGUCCACUGGGAACGAAGUAGAGAAGAUUCAUACUAAUUUGAAGUUGAAAGGCAUCAAACAUGAAGUGAUCAAAGGAACAGAAGUUGGAAAGAGAUAUCCACAGUUCAAGUUCGAUGAUAGUUGGAAUGGUUUGAUUGAUCCGAUGGGUGGCGUGAUUUAUGCAGAUAAAUGGUUGAACGCUUUCAGGGAUGAGUUCAAAAAAAUAGGAGGAAUUAUCCACGACCGUGAAAUUGUUCUUUCCCACUCCGAAAUCUCAAACAACCUUUUCGUAACCACCAACAAAAGUCGUUACUCAUCAAAGAAAAUUAUUUUCACUGUUGGUUGCUGGAUCACAAAGUUUUUGCCUGAUCUAAAGUUCAAUAUUGAACCAAUCAGUAUUUCGGUGUGCUACUGGAAAACGAAGAAUGAAUCUGAUAGUCACUUAUUGAACGAAGAUCAUUAUCCGGUUGUCAUCGCUCAAGAAAUGGAUCUUCAAGUUUUCCACUAUUCACUUCCCGACACUGAUUAUCCAGGAUCUAUGAAAUUCUGCUAUCAUUUUGGCGAUGCUUUGACUCAGGACCUGGCUCACCCAGCACAACGAUCACAACGAUGUAUUGAUCUCCCCGCAAAAUUCAUUCAAAAAUACAUGCCGGUCGUAGAUGGUUCUGCACCAACGAGAAUUGACAAGUGCAUUUACACAAACUCACCAGAUGACCAUUAUAUUAUCGGAACAAUUCCGACAAAGAACCCAAACAUACUUGUUGGAGGUUGCGGUUCCGGGUCUGGGUUUAAAGUCGCGCCAGGAAUUGGAAAAGCUCUGGCAGAAAUGGCUGCUGGCAAAAAGACAACCGUUGAUGUCUCUUUCUUCUCAGCAAAUCGCUUCAAACCGUCGAAAAUUUGAUGUUCUUAACAGAUAUUGUCAGAUCGUGCUUGAGAAAUGAAUGAAAAAUUGAAUUUG